Molecule: messenger RNA, 3660 nt
Organism: Penaeus chinensis
Lineage: Eukaryota; Metazoa; Arthropoda; Malacostraca; Decapoda; Penaeidae
Exons: 8
Coding region: 112-1149 (345 amino acids)
Biological process (GO): regulation of transcription by RNA polymerase II; cell differentiation
Cellular component (GO): nucleus
Molecular function (GO): DNA-binding transcription factor activity, RNA polymerase II-specific; sequence-specific DNA binding
Source: RefSeq, a predicted model, not a curated record
UGUCUCGAGACGUCCAGCGCCACAUCUCCCUAGCUUACCUCUUGCCGGUGCGUGUCAAACGAACCUCGGCGUCUGCUGGUCCGCGUGUCCUCGUGUCUAAAGUGCACCGCCAUGGCCCUAUAUCCUGACAGUUCAUGGGAAUCUCCAGCACUUGAAUACACACAGAGACCCUUCCAGACCCUUGAUAUCUAUGCUUGGAGCCCGCAGGAUUGCGGGGACUGGGCCAGCAGUGUCUGCCGUCGUAGGGGCCUCGACCAGAACGCCGUGGAUCUCUGCUCCUUCAGAAACACCACUGGCGUCCUUCUGCUCCAAUUCUCCUUACAGGACUUCUGCACGCUCGUUGGAGACGACGUCGGCAGGCUGUUCUAUCAGGAUUUUCGGGCUCAGAUUAAGAAGAGGCGAGCUAACUAUAUGGAGAGUUCUGAAGACGGCUAUACCUCUCACUACGGGAUGUAUUCGACCUCCGACCGCGAGAACUACUCUUCUUGGGUGUACACAACCGACGACAUCCGGGCUCUAGACCAGUACAUAUUCGAGGAAAGGGUCGAGGACAAUACACAGGGUUUCGAGUUACCGGGACAGCUGAUGCCUGUUAAGUAUGGUGAACACCCUCCAUUCAACCAACCAGUGGAGAUGGCAAGAAGCGAGGCGACACAACCUCCACUAGACGUAACGACGGGUGGCGCGGAGGUGGGCGUGGUCGAAGAGAUGGGCGUGGCUGAGGAGUUUGGCGUGGGCGCGGGGGCUGAUGGGUGUAGCGCCGAAGGAGGCGCGGUGGCGUCGCUGCUCUAUCCGAUUACAAGCCGGAGGAAGCGCACCCGGGGUCCCAAAGUGUGGGAGUUUCUCGUGCGUCUCCUCCUGGACCCCAGCACCAACCCCUCGCUGAUCGCCUGGGAAGACAGAGAAGCCGGUACCUUCCGUCUGGUGGAGAAGGAGAAGAUCGCUGCCCUGUGGAUAAAGCGGUCGGGAAGCGGGAGUCUGUCGUAUUCCAACUUCGCUCGUACGAUUAGACACCACUACGGGACGGGGAACAUCUUGCCGACGGACCGGCAGCUCGUCUUCGGGUUGGGUGCUGCGGCCUGGGACUACCUGAACAGACUCCGGCAAGAUGGCAGCGCCUUCGAGGACACCAACCCGACCCAACGAUGAGAGCAAGAUACUGUUUCUUUCGGAAUAAUUUGGCUGUGACACAUAGGAUUAGGAUGCGAACCAUUGUUAUUUCGCUGUAUCAUGAAGUUAUUGUAUGCUAUUUGUUUGCUGAAACUCAUUUAAUUAAAUUCAAUUCGAUUUUCCGUAUUUGUGGUUGGGAGAUUAGUGUUUGGCAGGAUUAUUAACUUUUGAUAACGCCAUUUUGUUUAGUUUUCCAAAUUAUUGUUGUUAACGAGAUCCACUCUGGAGAACGUCUGAAAUAAUGAAAAAUAAUGUGUACACCAUUGCCUUAUAGAAACUUAAGGAUGACAGCUUUCAUUCCAAAGAAACAGAAAAUAGAUGGACAUAAUAAUGACAGGUAAGGUUAGGUCAAAGGGUUGGGCAAUUGGCGUAAUAAUUGAGCAGUCUAUGGAUGUGGAAAGCGAUGAGACUUGGUUGUUUCGGCUGUACAGUGGCAGCUUGGUUUGUAAGGCAGUCUACGGGGAAACAUCAGCGGAGGGAAAGACAUUCUCUAAAUAUAUCAUACUUGUUCUGAGAGACUCGUGUACCUUAUCUUCCUGAAGAACUGUUUCUCACAAGAGCCAUAACGUAUGGCAUCGGUGCCCACCAGUCUAAUUUGGCUGCUUUCACACCAAGGUUACACGUAACACUUGGCAAGUUAUUUCAGGCCACGAUUACACGUGGCGGGUGUCACUCGGUUCACAGGAUGGCAUUAUCGGGGCCUGACGAUGUUAUUGUUGUCCAAAGUUCUAAGUAAUUUUGUUACAAAGAUCAAUUUGCCACUUGGAAGAAUAAAGUAGAACAAACUUGCUCUGAUGAAAAUACUUAUAAAGAUUUUUUUCCCUCACAAACAGAUUUUUUUUUUUUUUUUUUUUUUUUUUUUUUUAUAAUUAUACCAUGGAGAGUAUUGUACUGAGGUGAUGUUAUAUUAUACAAACAUUUGUAUUUCUUCACACUGGGCGACCGAAGCAUUGUGUCAAAUCUUUCUAAACACAUAAAAAAUACUCAGUGUGUGUCAUACAUUCAAAAGUUUUCCUUUUUAUAUCAGGUUAUUUGAUUCUAACAGUUUUCAUGAAAUUGGCUAAUAAUAACUUUAGAUGUAAAAAACAUUAACUUUGAAAAAUUUACCUCAAAGGUGGCAGGCCUCACGCUGAAAAAUAACGGAGUUGGCGUCGCACGUCGCACGUCGCACGUGCCACUCCCCUUUUGUGCGACAGGUUCCAUAUAUUUCCGGUUAUUUUGUUUUCAAAUGGUGUGCCACGAGCGAUGUAUCACCUUUGUGUGAAAGCGGGCUUAGAGUUUGUGUGCCCACUUGAUGGCCUGGCAUAGACCAUGGUUUGUGUUUGAUAGAAUGAUAUAGAUACAGCUAUAUAUCAUCUAUUACUAAUUCAUGCCAUGGAACUUUGGGUAUCAAUCUCAAAGUAAAUAAAGAAAAGUAUUUUGUGGCGAUUUCAGAAAUAGAUGAGAAUGGGGCAGAAAGUUGAAGGACACGUAAUAACAGAAAACGUUGCUAGUGAAGCAUCGUCAAAGAAAAUGGUAGUAUGGAGGAGAUACUGAGAUAUUUGGCUUAACGAUAGCCAGAAGUGUAAAUAGGAAUGUAAAUACGGAAAGUUGUCUGGUUGUAUGGUAUGCGUACCCAUUCCCAAGUAUGUAUUUAUGUUGAGUUACAAUCCUACACAAAGUGACUCUAUGUUUUUGUGUUGAAAUAAAGUACUUCAAAUACAAACAUUGUAUGCAAGACCAGUCAGUAUUUCAUAUUAGGAUAGCAGUGGUUUUGGACUUCUUUACUUGUUUAGUUGAAUGUUUUUGUUGCAAUGCUGAACACAAUGGUCCCUCUCCUUAGUUGCAAUACACUUUUUUUUCACUUAGACGGAAGUGUCAAAACAAUAAUGUUCGCUGUUGUUUUGUCUUUUCUAUAGAACAGUGAUAGGACACUAAAUUCCGGGAAGCACUUUACGAUGGCCAAGUUAGUUCAUACUUAUUGCAAUUACUUUUUAGACGGAAGCUAGUCACUGAAAAUGAUUUGCAUUUCUGUUAACGUGUUCGAGGAGUAUUUAUAAAGUUUUUAUCUGUUAAACAAAUAAGUAUUAUUAUUGUAAAGAGGUUCAUCCUUUACUGUUUAUUUUCCGCCCAUCGGCUGAUUGUGUUUUUGCUUUCAACUAUCUCAGAGGUAAAAAAUGUCGUAUUUAUAUUUGUUCUGCUUCUUCCAUUUCUUUAGUUAUAUAUAUAUAUAUAUAUAUAUAUAUAUAUAUAUAUAUAUAUAUUUCCCAGCAGUGAAUAUAAUUUUCACACAUGCAUUAAAACAACAAAUAGUUGUAAAGGAAGCUUUCCUUCAUUUUUUCUUCUUCCUUAGAUGGUUAUUAGAACUGCAUUCUCAACGAGCAUUAGUGUAUUUUGGUAUCUAAAAAUCUGGAAUAAUCUAAUUUAAUGUCUUAUUUCGUUCUGCUCUCUUUUUGAAAGUCAUAAUUUAUUUGUCAGGCAACAGUUACGGAAGUAAAUAAUAAUAAAAGA